GAGACACUUGGGCUGAAGGCAGUGAGCAAACAACAGCACCAACCAUGAAGUUCUACGUGUGUGCGGCUGUGGGCCUCCUGGCAGUGGCGGCGCUGGUGCACGCCGACCCUGAGCCCGAGGCCCUUGCUGAGGCUGACCCUGAAGUCCCCCGCCCCUACUACCACCACCACGGCUACCCCAAGCACUACUACGGCCACUCUCACUACCACCAGAAGCGGUCUGCUGAACCCGAGGCUGCGGCCGAUGCUGACGCGUCCCGACACACUCUUACCACCACCAUGGCUACAACAGCCACCCUCACUAUUACCGCCAUCCCUACAAGCGGUCUGCUGACCCAGAGCCCACUCACCACUACUAUGGCUACCCCGGCCACCACCACGGUUACCCACGCAGCUACUACCACUAGAGGAAAACCUUUCCGCGACACCCAGCAGCCACCCUCUCCCUUUCGGCCGCAGGGACCUGUCUCUUGACAUCAACGAAACGCUUACCCGAGGCGGCUGAGGGAGAGGCGACGACACCUGCUGCAGGAUAGGCCGGUUUUGCUCACGUCGGUUUUUCUCGCACGCAGGUGUCGCCCCCAGACGCCCCGGGGCACUCAGGUAAGGUGCCGCCCCGCCCCGGCUCCCUUACCCACUGGCCUGAAUAAAGUUACCUUCCAC
This is a messenger RNA of Scylla paramamosain (green mud crab), 662 nucleotides long. RefSeq lists its product as uncharacterized. The record is from RefSeq and is a predicted model, not a curated record. Lineage: Eukaryota; Metazoa; Arthropoda; Malacostraca; Decapoda; Portunidae. The transcript has 2 exons. The coding region runs from base 45 to 473 and encodes 142 amino acids.